Molecule: messenger RNA, 2780 nt
Organism: Rubroshorea leprosula
Lineage: Eukaryota; Viridiplantae; Streptophyta; Magnoliopsida; Malvales; Dipterocarpaceae
Source: the annotation of a GenBank genome assembly
AAAGAAAAAGAAAAUCUACAAACUUAUCAUUCUAAUGCUUUGUGCUUUCUAUUUUGUUUCUUCAUAAAUCAUUUAACUAGUCUUGCUGCUCAAUUUUAUAGUUUUAGAGCAAUAAAUCAUAAGAGAGAUGGUAGUUGCGAGGCGACGGUAUACUGUCUACUUUCUUGCUACCUUUCUAGCUCUGUUAAAAGCAUCAUUGCUUCUAGCAAAUGGUAAAGCUUUUGCUUAUCCAUCAAUUGCGAAGCCUCUAGGCACCUGGAUUAACAACAACUCAGACUCUAAUUGGGACACAGAAGAGUUGACACUGAAACCUAUCUUGGUCAAUGGGGAUUUUGUUUGUGGCUUCCACUGCAAAUUAGAAGAAAACAACAAUUGCCUCUUUGCUAUCUCCAUCUUCCACUUUGUUUCCAACAGCUAUACAAAUUUAAAAAUGGUAUGGUCUGCUAAUCGAAACAAUCAUGUUGGAGGUGGGGCAAAAUUGCUACUUUCCCAGCAAGGGGAUCUAACACUGCAAGAUGUUGAUAGCACUCUGGUUUGGUCUACUAAAACAGCAGGUAAAUUUGUUUCUGGAUUGAAGUUAACUGAUCAAGGUAACCUUCUGUUAUUUGAUGGAAACAAUGAGAUUAUUUGGCAGUCUUUUGAUCAUCCAACAGACUGUUUAGUUCUCGGACAAAGUCUAGUUUCUGGGCAGAAAUUGAAGUCAAAUUUCUCAACCACAGAAUGGAGUGAGGGUUUAUAUUCAUUGUUAAUUGAUAAUCGUGGUCUUUUUGUUGCUUCUGUGGAGUCAGAUGCUAGCCUAGUCUAUUGCCUUUCCCCUUGUUCGCCAUUGAAAAGCACAACAGGGCAGUUUUAUGCUGAAUUCACUAACACAAGUCUUGGUGAUGGCCUUUAUCCAGGAUUGGGCGUUAGUUUUAUACAAUUAGGUUCUGAUGGGCACUUAAGGUCCUUUAGGUGGGUAGAAUCAGAAUGGAAGGAAGUCUAUGAUUUGCUUGAGGACCAAGUCCGCCAAUGUGAUUACCCACUGGCGUGUGGAGAAUAUGGAAUUUGUUCUGCAAGUGGAUGCAAUUGCCCAGAACCAGAUGAAAACGAAACAACGCACUUCAAGCUAAUAAAUCCUGAUCAGCCAAGUCUUGGGUGUUCUCCAUAUGUACCAAUAUCUUGUAAAUCUCAUCUUCUUGAGAUCAAUAAUGUUUCUUCCUUCACUAUCUUUUGGCUGGAUAAUUGCUAUAUAACAGACAUAGAGAGCUGCAAGCAAGCUUGUUUAAAGAACUGCUCCUGCCUAGAAGUGGAUACAUUUUACAAUAUAUCUGUGUUUUUAAAGGUGAGUUCUUCAACUGUUAGAAAGAGGAGACAGAAUGUAGGAGUAAUACUUGGAUCCACUCUUAGGGCCACUUUUAGUGUGCUUCUUAUCUGCACUUUCCUUUUGCUACAAAUUAAAGAGGAUCCAAAGGAUGCUGAGGAGGAUUAUCUGGGCCACAUCUCAGGAACAUCCACGAGAUUCGCUUAUGAAGAGUUAAAGGAUAUAACCAAUAACUUCAGCAACAAGCUUGGCGAGGGAGGAUUUGGUUGUGUUUUUCAAGGAACAUUAGCUGAUGGUACUCAAGUUGCAGUAAAGUGCUUGGAUGGUUUUGGUCCCGGAAAGAAGUCAUUUAUAGCUGAGGUUGAGACCAUAGGAAGCAUUCACCAUUUCAAUUUAGUAGGAUUGGUUGGGUUUUGUGCUGAGAAACUUCAAAUGCAUUUGGUUUAUAAGUACAUGUGUAACGGGUCAUUGGAUCAAUGGAUCUACUGCAGAGACAAACUGCUUGUUCUUGGUUGGCAAUGUAGAAGGAAGAUCAUUCUAGACAUAGCCAAGGGGCUAACAUAUCUCCAUGAAGGAUGCAAGCAGAAAAUAGUUCACUUGGAUAUCAAACCCCAAAACAUCCUCUUGGAUGAAAAUUUCAACGCCAUGGUUUCUGAUUUCGGGUUGUCUAAGCUAGUAGGGAGAGAGCAAAGCCAAAUUGUGACAACAAUGAGGGGAACGCCAGGUUAUAUGGCCCCAGAAUGGUUGAACUCAACAAUCACAGAAAAAGUAGAUGUAUACAGCUUUGGCAUUGUUGUUCUGGAAAUUUUAUGUGGCAGAAAAAAUGUUGAUCGAUCCUUGCCCGAAGAGGAUGCCCAUUUAGUAAGGCUUUUCAAGAGAAUGACUGAGGAUGGUGAACUCCUGGAUCUAGUGGAUAAGUACAAUGAGGAGAUGCAAUCACAUGCGGCAGAGGUUGUGGAGAUGAUGAAAGUUGCUGCCUGUUGUUUGCAAGUUGAAUAUGCUAGGAGGCCUUCCAUGUCCAUCGUGGUGAAUUUCCUAGAAGGCAAAAUGGAUGAUGAAAACAAAUACAAUUUCUCAAACCCACCAGCACCGGUUGAAGUGGAAACUCUCGGACAUCAAACUGAUACAGCUACAUUGAUUCCAUCUGUUUUAUCUGGUCCAAGGUGAUGAUAUGGAAGGGAGGACGUAAGGAUGUACUGCAACGGUAAUUGAGUAAGACUUUGACCGGCCGCCCCCAAUUAGCAGGUCCUGGUGUGGAGGGUGACUCUGAAAUAUGCAUAGUCCUUGUGUCUUGUCUAUGGGUCCAUUGCAAAGUUGUCAUUUUUUUUAAUCGAAAUUAGUUACAAUGUUUUACGUUUUGAUUUAGUUAUCUCGAUCUCAAAUGUUUUGUUUUAAUUUUUGUAUUGUAUUAUUAGUUACUUCAAAUUUGUGUUGCAACUCUAAUAUUUUAAUUCUAAGCAAAUAAUCUCAAUUUUUAUCU